Rhipicephalus microplus (southern cattle tick) is the source of this 2092-nucleotide messenger RNA. It is a transcript of the gene Shmt, whose product is annotated as serine hydroxymethyl transferase. Gene Ontology annotation, biological process: tetrahydrofolate interconversion. Gene Ontology annotation, molecular function: glycine hydroxymethyltransferase activity; pyridoxal phosphate binding. Gene Ontology annotation, cellular component: mitochondrion; cytoplasm; nucleus. NCBI's taxonomy places the organism in Eukaryota, Metazoa, Arthropoda, Arachnida, Ixodida, Ixodidae. The record is from RefSeq and is a predicted model, not a curated record.
CCUGACCUCAUAGACGGCGGUCGUUGGAAGUCAUUGGGUGUUCCAGCUUGCUCCUGUGAAGUAGUCUGUGGAACUUUUCCUGUUCACGUUUCACCGUUUUUGAGGUGUCCUUCGUUUGGUCUAUAUAAUAUUUAUGAGAAUACCAGACUCGGCCAUGGAGCCUGGAUUUAUGCAGCAGCCUUUAGAGCAGUGUGAUGAAGAGCUUCAUCAACUCGUCCUGAAGGAAAAGCAACGGCAGAUGCGCGGUCUCGAGAUGAUCGCCUCCGAGAACUUCACCAGUCUGGCGGUUACUCAGUGCCUCGGCACCUGCCUCACCAACAAGUACUCGGAGGGAUAUCCCGGCCAGAGGUAUUACGGUGGCAACGAGUUCAUCGAUGAGAUCGAGAUCCUCUGCCAGAAGAGGGCCCUGCAGGCGUACCGGCUGGACCCAGAGCUCUGGGGUGUCAACGUGCAGCCCUACUCGGGGUCGCCGGCCAACUUUGCCGUCUACACGGGCGUCGUCGAGCCGCACGGUCGCAUCAUGGGCCUGGACCUGCCUGACGGCGGUCACCUGACCCACGGCUUCUUCACUGACAAGAAGAAGAUCUCGGCGACGUCCAUCUUUUUCGAGUCGAUGCCCUACAAGGUGAACCCGCAGACGGGGCUCAUCGACUACGACAAGCUGCAGCAGACGGCCGCACUGUUCAAGCCCAAGCUCAUCAUCGCUGGUGUGAGCUGUUAUCCUCGCCACCUGGACUACAAGCGGUUCCGCGAGAUCGCCAACGACAACUCGUUGCUCAUGGCCGACAUGGCUCACGUCAGUGGCCUGGUGGCCGCACAGGUAGCUCCCAACCCUUUUGAAUACUGCGACAUUGUCACGACCACCACGCACAAGACACUACGGGGACCUCGGGCAGGGCUCAUCUUUUUCCGUAAAGGUGUCCAGUCUGUAACAAAGACGGGCACAAAGAUUAUGUACGACCUGGAAGAGAAGAUCAAGCAGGCUGUCUUCCCAGGUCUCCAGGGUGGGCCACACAACAACGUCAUUGCAGGCAUCGCGGCUGCGCUCAAGCAAGCCAGCACACCCGAGUUCAAGGCCUACCAGGAGCAAGUCGUCAAGAAUGCCAGGACACUUGCAAAAGAAUUGCAGGACCGUGGCUACACCUGUGUUUCAGGCGGCACGGACAACCACUUAGUCUGGGUCGACCUACGACCCACGGGCCUCAACGGGCCCCGCGCGGAGCGUGUGCUCGAGCUCAUGUCUAUCGCCUGCAACAAAAACACGGUGCCGGGCGACAAGAGUGCGUUGAACCCUGGCGGCAUCAGGCUGGGCACCCCUGCUCUCACCACGCGUGGCCUUAAGGAGCAGGACAUCGUGAAGGUGGCGGAGUUCAUUCACAGAGGGUUGACCUUCGCCCUGGAGGUCAAGGCCAACUCGGGGCCGACGCUGAAGGAGUUCAAGGCGAAGCUCGAGACAGAUCCCGUCUACGUGGAGCGGUUAAAUCGGCUACGCGAGGAGGUGGAAGCCUUCGCACUCACUUUCUUCAUGCCCGGCUACCAGGACAUCUGAACGCUGACGAAAACGUUCGUCGAGCGACGCAUCCUCGCUCCGACUUUACCCGUCCGUGUUCUUAUUACUCUUCUCUUUUGUGUCGAGGGCACUUCGAAAUUGUCGUUGUACAGUAGGGUUGCAAGACAGUACUGCCAAGCCCUGCUGCGCAGUUCAACUUGUUUCCCUGUACAUAUUCGCAUCCUCGUUCGGUGAAUACCACAAGAUUUAUAUAUUUUUACAUCUCCUGUUGAAUUUACAUGUGCACUCACAUAUAAGUUAAACAUCGGAUUCGUUCACUCACAAAAGCCAAUACCUCAGUUAUAUGGCUCCAAUGUACAGCAAUGCGGAAAGCUGCCGGAAUGAUUUUAAACGAAUUCUCAACGUUUCUUUUCAAUUGCCCUUAAACGGCACAGCGAAACCUUAGGGGUGGCAUGGUAAUUAUCACUCAUGCCAUUCCAUGCUCACUGAAUGUGCCUCAUUGUGCAUGAGAAAGAGAGUGCACAUUGAAAAAGUUUAUUUCUGCUACGAAAUGAAAUAAAUACGUCUAUUUUUUAUUCCAUA